Molecule: messenger RNA, 540 nt
Organism: Colletotrichum spaethianum
Lineage: Eukaryota; Fungi; Ascomycota; Sordariomycetes; Glomerellales; Glomerellaceae
Exons: 1
Coding region: 1-540 (179 amino acids)
Biological process (GO): protein stabilization; protein folding; protein import into mitochondrial matrix
Cellular component (GO): mitochondrion
Molecular function (GO): protein-folding chaperone binding; zinc ion binding
Source: RefSeq, a predicted model, not a curated record
AUGGCCUCGCGCUCAGCUUUCACAAAACUCACGCCGAUGCUGCGACAAGCUCGCCCUGGCGCAUCACCACUCAACCGCAGCAGCCCCAUCCUCCAAGCCCUCCAAAAUCAGCGCCCACAACAACUGCCUUUCCAACCCACCAUCGCGACGCGCUCUGCCCACACGAUCCCGAAGUCGAAAGCAGCGCGCGAGGCCGAGGCCAAGUCGCCUGCUCAGAUGCGCCUCGAGGCCUCGCCGCACUACCAGCUUGACUUCACCUGCGUGCCGUGCGACACCCGCUCCCGACACAAGGUUUCCAAGCAGGGCUACCACCACGGCUCCGUCCUCAUCACCUGCCCCUCAUGCCGCAACCGCCACGUCAUCAGCGACCACCUAGGCAUCUUUGGCGAUCGCAAGGUCACCGUCGAGGACCUCAUGCGCGAGAAGGGACGCCUGGUGAAGAGAGGCACACUAGGCGAGGACGGCGACAUCGAGUUCUAUCCCGAUGAGGGCACAGCAGAGGCUGAAGCCACCGACGCAAAGAAGGACGGUUCUGCUUGA